Colletotrichum fioriniae is the source of this 1569-nucleotide messenger RNA. RefSeq lists its product as uncharacterized. Gene Ontology annotation, cellular component: membrane. Gene Ontology annotation, molecular function: metal ion transmembrane transporter activity. NCBI's taxonomy places the organism in Eukaryota, Fungi, Ascomycota, Sordariomycetes, Glomerellales, Glomerellaceae. The record is from RefSeq and is a predicted model, not a curated record. Gene Ontology annotation, biological process: metal ion transport; transmembrane transport.
AUGCAGCAUGGCAGGUCUCGUCCGGUUCCGCGAGAUAUUGCACAGCUGGACUCCGCGGAGCUUCGAAUGAUCUGGGAAUACAUAGGAUAUGACCCGCCGCUCAACUACCGCCGGACCCUUGAUCAAUUUGCAUACCCCUCCUUGAGAGACACAUGGGCUCGCGACGAUGAUCAGAUGCUCUACAAGCUAACCAAAGAUCGCGCGUCCACUGGAGUUGACUUGGAACAAUUAGGACUUCAGAGACGACAAACCACAGGGUCGACAUGGAGCCCGAUGAACAAGCUCACGCCUUCGAGCACAGGACUGUUAGAAGAUGAGCUUGAUACAGAUGAUGAAAACCAGGAUCUCGACGAGGUCAUCAAGGAUGGCAAGGUUCUCAUGGUUGAUGAGCUUUGGCUGUGGGCAAUUGAUACGAAAACCUUGACCACAUUCUUCAACAGAAGGGAAUCAAAGCCGAAAGAGGGCCCCCUGUUCCAGCAGGCAGAUCUCAGGAACAGCGUAUACAAUGAGCUCAAUGGCGAUCUUACAGGUCGUUGUGAGAACGCACUGGACCUUGCAGCAUUUAUCGUACUCCAUGCGAUUACUGUUCUGCUCGAUCGAGCUUCCCAUCCUGACCUCGAGAUUUUCAGAAUCUUUGAAGAAGCAAUCAGCAUGCUCACCGAGCGCAUGACUUCUUCUCUGAAGCACUUCCGCAUGCAGACAUUCAAAGACGUAGGCUUCGAGUCCGACUCGGAUAGCAAUCGGCCGGAGUCCAUCAAGAAGCGCCACAAGCGUGAGCUCGAAGAAGCUGAGCGGGAGAACCGUGAAAAUACGUCGGCACUGAUGGAACUCCGCGAUCUAGAAGAUGAACUCAAGUCCCUUGAAAGGCUUUUCGAGACCCAGGACGGCGUAGUCCGAAAUAUGAAGGCCAUCUUUGAGGGAGAAGACCUUAAAAGUAUCACGAGGAACGGACGGAUGUACCUCGAAGAAGCUUUAGCCAAGCUUGAUGAGUACAAGAGCCAGACGCUAGAGAUGCUAAAAAGAGUCGACACGACGAGGAAUGACUACGAGAAACUCUUGGAGAUGGUCCAGCGUAAGGCUCAAGUCGAUGAAGUCCGUUGGUCACGCCUUCAGACCGAGCUAGCCUCUUCGCAGAAUCUCUCGGUCAUGAUUUUCACCACAUUCACCGUCAUUUUCCUCCCCUUGUCCUUCUUUACGAGCUUAUUCGGCAUGAACACAGUCGAAUGGGGUGCUCAGCUUCCGACUAUUGGCUUUAUCGGUGCUGUUUCGCUGCCCCUGUCCGUGUUUAUCAUUGCAGCCGCGCUUGUUGCCGCGUUCAAUAGUCGUGUGCAAGGAUUCGUUCGGACGGGAUACAAGGGUGGUAAAAAGGUCGUUAUGCUUGUGGCAUCCAGCAUCAAGGAGAUUGUACCACGAAAGAAGAGGGAUAAGAGACGCGUGAACAAGGUGGAACGUGAAGAGAGAAGAACGAGGAGGAAAGAUGGUGGGUAUGACUUUUGGAAGAAUGUUAGGAGGGAGAGAGCAAGCGAGUAUCGGAUUCCGGAUGUAAAUCGCAACAAGACGAAAGCAUAA